AUCGUGCUGAGCACAACUGAUCGAGAGCUCUUCAACCUUCAAGUCCAAGUUCUCUCUGGCUCGUGUGUGUGUGUCUCUGGCUUCUGCCGGCCAUCUUUUAGUUCUGCAGGCAGGCAACCAGGGAGAGUGGGUGUUGCCACCGGCUCCUCAGCUCACAGUGAUAAGGUUGUAGCUAGCUCGCAGUUAUGGAGCUGCGCAGCGGCACGGUGGUUGCGCCACCCACUCCUGCAGAGCAGGACGCCUGGUUCCGGGAGGGCGUUCGCUUGUGCAUGGGUACUUGGACGGCAUUGCAGCUGGCAGUGGAGAACGAGUGGGGGGGCCCAAGAAGCCGGGAGAGGCUGAAGCAACUAGAGGGGGAUGUCGUGAACUGGUUCUAUCGGGGCAAGCCUCCAUUCUACUCUGAUGACUUGGAGCCUAUGCUGGAUGAUGCCUUGGUCCAAGGCUUCAACACGGAGGCAGAGGAUGGGAGCAUACUGGAGGUCGCCGAGCUGCUGGUGGGUGUGUACACCGGUUGUGCGCAAGGCAACUACAAUGAGGUGCGUCGGCUCCAGGCGACUGCCGCAAAGGGGAGGGGGGCGCUGGCGCAGAGCAGCCAGCUCGACUUAGCAGAGCCCUUAGAACCGGCAGAGGGCGUCGACGGGAUGGAAGACGCAGGUCCGUCCGAACAGCACCAAGAGCGGUCUGGAACUAGUAGCGCGAUGUCAGCAGACGGGAUGGAGGUAGAAGCGCCAGUGGACAGUCGGCCACCAGCGGAGCCGCUCCCGAAAUUGAGCGAAGAAGAAGUUGCGGAGGGGUGGGAGAUGGCCCCAACGAGAUCUCGACGAAGAGGGGCGUCAACGAGGACGUCGUAAAUUUGUCACAGAAGAUCUGUGUAUAUGAUGUGCCGCAGCCAUCAAAGAGUUAAAGGUUCCGGUUUCAACUGAAGCAUCGAUGUUAACAAACAUUGAUUAUACCAUGGUAUAUACUUGAAGUUCGAC
Molecule: messenger RNA, 977 nt
Organism: Klebsormidium nitens
Lineage: Eukaryota; Viridiplantae; Streptophyta; Klebsormidiophyceae; Klebsormidiales; Klebsormidiaceae
Source: the annotation of a GenBank genome assembly